This is a messenger RNA of Pseudophryne corroboree (corroboree frog), 2731 nucleotides long. RefSeq names its product gastrula zinc finger protein XlCGF26.1-like. Gene Ontology annotation, biological process: embryo development; regulation of transcription by RNA polymerase II; urogenital system development. Lineage: Eukaryota; Metazoa; Chordata; Amphibia; Anura; Myobatrachidae. The record is from RefSeq and is a predicted model, not a curated record. Gene Ontology annotation, cellular component: nucleus. The transcript has 2 exons. Gene Ontology annotation, molecular function: RNA polymerase II transcription regulatory region sequence-specific DNA binding; DNA-binding transcription factor activity, RNA polymerase II-specific. The coding region runs from base 39 to 1826 and encodes 595 amino acids.
AUGGACACACAAGCAGGAAUAUCUCAGAAGGACAUCUAAUGUUAUCCCCGGAUUGUGACAUAAAAGAUAAUGACAGUAGACCGGAUUCUCCAGGAGCUAACUUCAUUAACCCAAUUAUACAUCCAACUCUAUUUGCUGAUUCUGGGAAAUGUUCUCCUGAUCACUCUGAUAUUGAUGCAUCUGUUACAGCUCUGACAGUAGAUACAGAGUUUCCCUGUUCUAUAGAUGCCAAAUGUUUUACACAGAACACAAAGCUUAUUACCCAUCAGACAACUAAGGCAGGACAGAGGCCAUUUCCAUGUUCUGAGUGUGGGAAAUGUUUUACAUACAAAUCACUUCUUGUAAGACAUGAGAGAAGUCACACAGGUGAGAAGCCAUUUCCAUGUUCUGAGUGUGGAAAAUCUUUUAUACAAAAAUCAGCUCUUGUUAUACAUGAGAGAAGUCACACAGGUGAGAAACCAUUUCCAUGUUCCGAGUGUGGGAAAUGUUUUACACUGAAAUCACAUCUUCUUAGACAUGUGAAAAUCCAUACAGGUGAUAGGCCAUUUCCAUGUUCUGAGUGUGGGAAAUGUUUUAUAGAUAAGUCACAUCUUGUUAGACAUGAGAGAAGUCAUAUAGGUGAGAAACAAUUUCCAUGUUCUGAGUGUGGGAAAUGUUUUCUAGAGAAAUCACAUCUUGUUACACAUGAGAGAAAACACACCGGUGAGAAACCAUUUCAAUGUUCUGAGUGUGGGAAAUGUUUUGGACAGAAAUCAUAUCUUGUUACACAUCACAGAAGUCACACAGGUGAGAAGCCAUUUCCAUGUUCUGAGUGUGGGAAAUGUUUUAUACAUAAGUCACAACUUGUUACACAUGAGAGAAAACACACCGGUGAGAAACCAUUUCAAUGUUCUGAGUGUGGGAAAUGUUUUGGACAGAAAUCAUAUCUUGUUACACAUCACAGAAGUCACACAGGUGAGAAGCCAUUUCCAUGUUCUGAGUGUGGGAAAUGUUUUAUACAUAAGUCACAACUUGUUAGACAUGAGAUAAGUCAUACAGGUGAAGAACCAUUUCCAUGUUCUGAGUGUGGGAAAUGUUUUAUAGUUAAGUCACAACUUAUUAGACAUGAGAGACAUCACACAGGUGAGAAGCCAUUUCCAUGUUCUGAGUGUGGGAAAUGUUUUGUACAGAAAUCAGAACUUGUUACACAUGGGAGAAUACACACAGGUGAGAAACCAUUUCCAUGUUCUGAGUGUGGGAAAUGUUUUAUUCAAAAAUCAAAUCUUGUUCGACAUCAGAGAAGUCACACAGGUGAGAAGCCAUUUUCUUGCUCUGAGUGUGGGAAAUGUUUUAGAUGGAAAACACAACUUGUUACACAUCACAGAAGUCACACAGGUGAGAAGCCAUUUUCUUGCUCUGAGUGUGGAAAACAUUGUUUAAAUAAAUCACAUCUUGUUAUACAUCAGAGAAGUCACACAGGUGAGAAGCCAUUUUCUUGCUCUGAGUGCGGUAAAUGUUUUUCCCAGAAAUCACCACUUGUUACACAUCAGCGAAGUCACACAGGUGAGAAGCCAUUUUCUUGCUCUGAGUGUGGGAAAUGUUUUACACGGAAAUCACAACUUGUUAGACAUCGGAGAACUCGCACAGGUGAGAAUACAUUUCCAUGUUCUGAGUGUGGGAAAUGUUCUGCACACAAAUCAGAUCUUAGAAACCAUGAGAGAAGUCACACAGGUGAGAAGCCAUUUUCUUGCUCUGAAUGUGGGAAAUGUUUUACACAGAAAUCACAACUUGUUACAUAUCAGAGAAGUCACACAGAUGAGAGGCCAUUUCCAUGCUCUGAGAAAUAAAUCAUCUCUUGUUGUACAUAUUAGACUUCAUCAGGUGAGGAACCAUUUCAUUUUCUGGAGUAUACUUAUUAUUGCCAUACGUUGUUCUUCAAGGUUCUUAUCCUAUCUCCUAUGCUAUUUGCAAUAUACAUGUUACCACUGGGUGAAAUAAUCAUAUGUCAUGCCCUCAUCUACCACUGCUAUGCAGAUGACCUGUCUCUUGCUCCGGGUACUGAGAACCCAGUACCAAACCUAAAUGGUUGUGUAGCUGAGCUCCAGGUGUGGGUGAUGCCAGUUGGCUGUGACUCAGUCCUGGUGAAACAGGUCCUUAUGAUAGAAGCUCACCAAUAAAUGGCAGGGCUACAGCUCAGCUUUACUACCAAUCAGACGCCACAUAACACCCAUUCUCUGUUCCCUUCACCGGCUGCCUGUAAGAUGGUAACUAUUACAUAAUCUUACUGACUCUCCCAGCCCUACAUGACCACGGACCAUGGUACCAGAAGCAGCUUCUAACUCCUUACUGCCCUGCUUUCUUACUUCCAUCUGCAGAUGAAGGUCUGUUACCAGCAGUACCAAGAAUCCCCAAGCAGUGCUGAGAUGUCAGAGGGGAGACAGGGUGGGUGGCACUAUUGCUGUAUCAGUGGCACUGUCUGGGUAAUAUCCCCAAGCAGAGCUGAGGGGGUACUCAGGGUGGCUGGCAGUAGUGGGGACUGCAGGAGGCAGUGUCUGUGAGACUCUUGUCCUCAAGCAGAGUUAAGGUGUCAGAGGAGGAGACAAGGUGGUGGCAGAAGCGGAAGAAGACAGGGCAGUGGCAGUAGUGGGCUGAGACAGGGAGGGUUGCAGUAGUGGGGAGAGACGGUGGUGGCAGUAGUGGGGGCAGACAGGGUGAGUGGCAGUAGUGGAAGGAGACAGGGCAGGUAGCAAUA